GAAGAAGCAGUAGGAGAGCUGGAGCUGGAGGUUUUCUGGCUUGGACAGUCGAUUUGAGAGAGUUAGCUGUGUUUAUCUUUAAAUCCUGAGAGAUACACAAAGUCAUGAUGCCAACAAGAGACUCCAGUAGCUGCCAAAAGACUUCCAGGACACCUGAUACUAUCACCAGUUCUUCAAAAAUGAAGACAGAUCUUCAUCCUUGCUCAGUUUGUGGGAAGAGUUUUAUUUCCCAGAGUAAGCUCCAAAUCCACGAGCGCAUUCACACAGGAGAGAAGCCAUUUAUUUGCACGCAAUGUGGAAAACGUUUUACUCAGAAGGGUGCUCUCAAAAUACAUCAACGAAUUCAUACAGGAGAGAAGCCAUAUCACUGCUCACAGUGUGGGAAGAGCUUUAAUCGACAGGAUACUCUAAGACAUCACCAACGCGUUCACACGGGAGAGAAGCCGUAUCAGUGCUCGCACUGUAGGAAGAGUUUUAAUCAAAUUAAUACUCUCCGAAGACACCAGCGCAUUCACACAGGAGAGAAACCGUUUUUGUGCGUCCAGUGUGGGAGACGUUUUACUCAGCAGGGUGUUCUCAAAACACAUCAACGAAUUCACACGGAAGAGAAGCCAUAUCAUUGCUUACAGUGCGGGAAGCAUUUCGCCGAUCUCGGUAAUUUCAAAGGACACCAACGAAUUCACACCGGAGAAAAACCAUUUAUGUGCUUCCAGUGUGGUAGAAGUUUUACUCAACGGAAUCACCUGAGCACACAUCAACGGCUUCACACAGGAGAGAAGCCGUAUCACUGCUCGCAAUGUGGGGAGCGUUUUAGAUUUAAGACGGCUCUCCAGGAACACCAGACUCUUCAUUCAGGACAGAGACUCUAUUAUUGCUCACAGUGUGGGAUGAGUUUUAACCGACUUGGGAAUUUUACACAACACCAACAAAUUCACACAGGAGAGAAACCGUUUAUCUGCUUGCAGUGCGGGAAAAGAUUUUCUCGUAAGGAUAAUCUCAAAACACACCAACGCGUCCAUACGGGAGAGAAGCCGUAUCACUGCUCACAGUGUGGAAAGAGUUUUGCUCACAUGAGUAACUUCCAACAACACCAUCGAAUACACACAGGUGAGAAACCAUAUCGCUGCCCACAGUGUGGAAAGAUGUUUUCUCACCCAAGUACUCUCAAAACGCACCAGCGGAUUCACAUGAGAGAGAGAAGCCAUGCGAGUCCUGCCGGCGUGGGAAGAGAAGUGAACUGAUCUCCAUUGACACCAGUGUGUUCACACCAACAAACAGCCUUAAAUCUGCUUACAUUGCGAACAGAGACUUACUUUUUGUAGUAACUUGAAGACACACAAGUGCAUCAGUGCAGAACCAUUAGCUUUUGAUUGAAAAUCUUUGCAAUCAUCUUGAUUUCCUUUUGUUGAAUAACUUACACUACCGUUCAAAAGUUUGGGGUCACUUUGAAAUGUCCUUAUUUUUGAAAGAAAAGCACUGUUCUUUUCAAUGAAGAUCACUUUAAACUAAUCAGAAAUCCACUCUAUACAUUGCUAAUGUGGUAAAUGACUAUUCUAGCUGCAAAUGUCUGGUUUUUGGUGCAAUAUCUCCAUAGGUGUAUAGAGGCCCAUUUCCAGCAACUCUCACUCCAGUGUACUAAUGGUACAAUGUGUUUGCUCAUUGCCUCAGAAGGCUCAGGGCCUCUGCAUGCUCUUGCGACAAGGCUUUUGCAGAUAGCUUUUCGCAGACAGUUGUAAUUUAUCGUUGAGCGGGGAGUAAUAGGCGUGCGCGAUGUUAUUCACCGCCAUAACGCAAUGGGGCGCGAAGUUGCGAAAUCGCUAGGAGUAGUUGGUGGGUGUGGUUAGUGGAGUGUUUAUCCUCCGGUUACUUAUAAUGACUAGAACUGGAGUCGUAUAGAUGUAUGUACUUCCUCGAUCAACCGCUCUUCGUGCUGCUCCAUCUUCGCUCGUGUUUUUAAAAAUGGCGGUAGUGAAAACAAACCAAACCUGGAAAGUAGGGAAGCGGAAGUGCGUGUACAGCGGAUGUAGCAUGGACCAAUCGGAGCCCUCUUGUCUGCGAGGCUUCUGCGGUGGUCACAAUUUUUGGAAGGGGGGGGGCUUUGCAGACGCCAUCUGCAACGCCAUCUGCGAGGACUGGGUUGUCAGCAUAAAUUGGUCUUAAUGGAUGAUUAGAAAACCCUCGUACAAUCAUGUUAGCACAGCUGAAAACAGUUUAGCUCUUUCGAGAAGCUAUAAAACUGACCUUCCUUUGAGCAGAUUGAGUUUCUGGAGCAUCACAUUUGUGGGGUCGAUUAAAUGCUCAAAACGGCCAGAAAAAUGUCUUGACUAGAUUUUCUAUUCAUUUUACAACUUAUGGUGGUAAAUAAGUGUGACUUUUCAUGGAAAACACAAGAUUGUUUGGGUGACCCAAAACUUUUGAACGGUAGUGUAACAAUAAGCACAUUUUAAUUAGUAGAUCUGCUGUCCUGAUUGUUUUUAAGUUCUUAGUAACUUUUCACAAAUUAAGUUAUUCAAAAAUUAGCUUAGAGCAGGGGUCACCAAACUACGGCCUGCGGGCCGUCACCCCCCUUUGACCGGCCCCCCAGCCCCUCUGCCCCCCACCACUUGAACCAGCCCUAUGAGGCAAUCCCCAAAAGUGGUCAUGGCCUAUUUUUUUUUUUAAAUUGCUUUUUGACAAAUAAUAACAUGUCUGCAUCUUGUAUUUUGUUGAUUUUAUCAAUUAAAAUUGAUAUUUAGUUAUAAAAUGAACUAUUCAUAUUUUCCGAAUUUUCGUCAUAUGCUCGCGAUCAAGCAGUGACAGGCAGCGCACGCGCAGAGAACUGUCAGUGUUCAGGACAGCAAAAUGGCGAGCGGUCAGCGAAAAGCUGACAGAGAGUGCAGAGUUUUUAAAGAACAGUGGACCACCGAUUAUUUUUUCGUUCAGUGUAAGGACCGUGCAGUUUGUCUUGUAUGUAAAGAAAGUGUGUCGGUUUUCAAAGAAUAUAAUCUGCGUCGUCACUACGAAACCCGCCACAAAGAGUAUGCUAGUUUGCGAAGGCAAACAAGAGAAGACAGGAUUCGGAGGAUGAAAUGCGGACUGGCCGCACAACAGAAUGUAUUCCUUCGCCAAACCCAGAUCAACCAGGCUGCUGUCCGAGCUAGCUAUAAGGUAGCUCACCUACUCGCCACCCAUGGAAAGCCGUUUACUGAUGGGGACUUUGUUAAAGUAUGCAUGCUUGCUGUGGCCGAGGAGGUGUGUCCCGACAAGAAGGAUGCGCUCGACGCGGCGAGUCUCUCCGCACCUACUAUGACCAGGCGAACCGAAGAUUUGGGGGACGACGUGUAUGACCAGCUGAAUGAGAAAGCGUCAGAAUUCGAGUUUUUUGCUUUGGCCAUGGAUGAGAGCAAUGACAUGCAGGACACAGCACAACUGCUGUGAUCUAUUGAUCUAUUGCUCAUAUUAUAAUUUCACUGUUUUUUUUAAUGUAUUUAUUUUAUAGGCCUAUUUAUUUGACCUUUUAUUAAGUGCUGCACACAAUUAUUAUUAAUAAUAUCAACAGGCCUACCUACAAUUUAUAAUUUUCCACUCACCUUUGCCAGUGUCAAUCACCUCAACUAGGCAGAUGUUUUUUACCUUGACAGCUUUGAUGUUAUUUUUAUUAGAAAAUAAAUAAAUGGAAUAUCUGUGGUAUUUCAAAUUAAAA
Messenger RNA from Neoarius graeffei (lesser salmon catfish), 3682 nucleotides. RefSeq names its product gastrula zinc finger protein XlCGF57.1-like. Lineage: Eukaryota; Metazoa; Chordata; Actinopteri; Siluriformes; Ariidae. The record is from RefSeq and is a predicted model, not a curated record. The coding region runs from base 105 to 1241 and encodes 378 amino acids. The transcript has 2 exons.